AUGCAGCGGACGUGCGACGAGGUCUACGCGAACAUGCCUACCGACGUGGCGAGUCUCGCGGCUCUUGCGUACAGCGUGCGCAUGCGCCAAACGUAUUUGUUUCGGCUGCUGCAGUUGUUUCAGGAAGCGGAGAAGCGCGAACGGGAGCGCGUGAGGCGCGGCACCGAGGCGCGGGCCGCUCUAGCGGCGCUCGCAGAAGACCAGAGGCAGGCAGGGGCCCGCUUCCCGCCGUCGGUCUACCCAGAGGCUCUCUCUGUCUCCCUCCCCUCUGUCUCACAGUUGUCGGGCGCGGCCUCCUCGUCGGUUUCUUCGCCCGCGGGUUCGCCGAGUUCUUCUCCGGCCCUCGCCGCGACAGGGGUUCCUCUGGGGUCUGCGACGGCGUCGUCUCUGGCCUGGCGCUCGCGAGUGCUGGGGGCGGCGCCGCUGCUCCCACCGUGCGGCUUGGGUGACGAGCUCGAAGGCGAGUGGACGCAGUUGGCGGCGGGCUUAUGGAGCGGCAAGGGCCUCUUCGGCGACGGCAUCGACUUCCUGCAGGCGGCUCACGAGCUGCUUUCCGACUGGUCGUUCCUCUGGGCAAUGCCCUGCGAAGCCGAGCCCGUCUGGCUCAAGCUCGCCGCGUUCGCCUCGCGGCUACAGCACCUGGGCAUGCCUUCUCUCGACGCCCGCGCGCCGCCCUCCUCGUCGCCCCAGCCAGUCUCGCUCACCUCGCCCUCCUCAGGCUCUGCUGAGACUGGAGAGGCCGCGGAUCGCGCGGCAGCGGCCGGGGGCGUCGCAGAUCUGCCGGCGCGCGAACGAGGAGAGAGCGAAAAAGGCGUCGGCGGCGGCGCACAGGCGGGGGACGCCGAGGUGGCGAAAGGCGAAUCUCCGAAGGAGGGACAGGUUGUCCCCUGGCAAAUGCGCUUCCAACGCGAGCUGGAAACUGAGAUUGCGAAGCGCGCGCGCCUGGCGCAUGCCCGCCAACGGCACACACAGUUCGCCGCGCCCUCGCACUCUCCCUCAGCACCCAGCGAGGCGCUGGCCUACGAGAUGCAGCAGAGGGCAGGAGAAGAAGAGAGCGAAGCGGAGUGGCUUUCGCUCCCGCGGACUCUGGUUGCGUUGGAGCACCUCUACUGCCGAGCGGCGCACGAGUUCUGCCGCGCGCCGCAGCAUGCGGUUGAACAGUUCGUUCGCACGCGUCCCCGAGACUUCAUCAUGCUCAUGCUUGUCUCGUCUUUCCCUCCGCCCAGUCGCCGCGUCCACACGCCGCCGCCGCCUGCGCUCGCCGCCUCGACUUCGUCGUCGCUGAAGCCAGCGCUUUCGUCGCUCCUGCUGCCGCCGUCGAGUGUGAGCACGUCGCAGCGCCUCGCCUCCUCCUGUUUCAUACCGUGUCGCCACCCGGCAGCGCCACCGCUCUUCUUCCAGUUUCAGAAUCUCAUCCCGCGGCUGCCUCCGCUUCGGCAGGACGAGCGCGACGACCGCGGUGUCUACGUGGCCGCCCUCACGCUCCUCGCGGUCCGCUGGCGCUGGGUGUGCGCCUGGGCAUCGGACACCAGCCAGGCGGCCAACGCCCGCGGCCCUAGCCCCGUGUUGCCGCUUUUGCGCUUUGAGCACUUCAUGAAGGCCGUCAGCGUCAUUUACUCCGAGGCUCUGUACGCCGCCAGGCUCCUUCUGCCGCACCAGCAAGAGCGCUACCUGCUGCUCCAACAGCUUCUGCGCCACCUGAACUACACCCCGCACAACCGCAUAACCCUGCAGCAACUGGCGACACAGGGCGGACCUCGCGCGGCGGCGAACGUCGUUUGCAUGCUCGCAGCAACUCGAGACAUGCACGCUGCAACCGGGCUCCGCCACUCUCUCUUCGAGGUGCUCUCUUCGCUCCUCUCUAAAUUGUUCGUUAAGGGGAUUUUCUUCUGGCCGUCUCGCUCAACAGGGGCUCCUUUCCUGCCGUACCCUCUAGCUCUCUCGUCUACGCGCGAGCUGCUUCCGCCCUCGGAACCCGCCUCUUCGGGUUCGUCCUGCUUCUCUUCGCGGCCGGUGCGCGUGGGCGAGGUGGUGUUUCCGCCGAGCCCCGUGACGCUGUUGCCUUACUUGCAUUUGGUUGCGCUGGACUCGGCGCAGGCGCGGUCAGUAAAUCCGCGCGACUCGUACCUCCGUCGCCUGAUUCGGCUCUACCAGGUGUUUUUCGAGGCUGCGCUGCGCACGCCGGGCAAAGAGGGCGCCGGUCCGCGGCAGCUCCUCACGCGCGAGUCGCCUCUGCAGCCCGCUCUCACGGCGGCGUCUUCUGCGUCUGCCGGGGGAGACAUCGUGCAGACCGCGGCCUCAACUCCUGACGCGCGAGUGCGCGCUGCGAGCGAGAAGCGGAAGCGCCAGACAGAGGGGGGAGCGGCUUCAGCUGAGGGGAAGGAGGCACGGCCGAGCGAGAAGAACGAUGCAAACGAGGAAGACAUCUCGACGUUGUAUGGGCUGACAGAGGCUGCCUUUCAUCGGUCGUGGGCGGUGCCGCUGGUGCUGCAAGCCGACGUUGACCGCGCGCUUCACCUCCCCCUCCUUCUGCCACAUCUCCUCAACAUCUGGAAGGAGAAGCUGGACGCCAGGCGAUACAGCGCCCUCCGCAGCUUGCUCUUCAGGUCGAGUUCGCCCAAAGAUCAGGCGGACGGCGGCGCGGAAGGCCCCUACGUCGAGGCCUCGCGUGACUCUCUCGUAGCCAACGCCGAGGAGGCCCCCCAUCCAGGAAAGCGGCACAGCGCUCCGCAAGUCGCCCAGGAGUUCGACGAUGGAUACGCAUCCGAGGAGGAAACGAAGAAUGCGCACCUGCGCAUCACUCCGACUGCAGCGUCGAGCGCGGCGCCCUCGACAAAGCCUCUGUCUCCGGAACUCGCCGUCUCAACGCUCGUACUGUUUCUCUGUCGCGCCGCGAGGAUUCCCCUGCCUGAGCAGCUCCAGGCGCCGCAGCCGGCCGCUGAGGCAGCCGCGCGCCGGCGAGCAGAAAAAAACUUGCAGGACGAGCACGCGAGAGAUCCCGCAACUGGAGCCGUCGCGGACAUCGGAGGCGAGAUAAGCGCCGGCAGCUCCAAACAGGCGAGCCGCGUCGAGAAGGAGGAGGCGAGUGCUGCGGAGAGCAAACCUGAAAAAGAGAUGACGGCAGAGGGAAGCCGAGAAGCCGCGAGCUCCAGCAACGCCGCGGCGGGUCUGAGAGAUGAAGCGCGUCUCAGUGGCGGAGAGCAGACGAACGAAACGUCUUCUUCCGUGCUUUUUGAAGAGGAUGAUGACGCAGAUCUGUCGCUGGCGUCGCUCAGCUUUGACGCAGACGGCAACCUCUUCAUUCCCGCUGAAGAGGGAGGCUCUGACGAAGCUGAGCAAACGACCGCGCCUUCAAAGAAGGGGAAGAAGAACCAAGUCCGAGAGGGUACGCCUCCUGCCUCCGCGCCCACCGCAGAUACAGCUUCGUCCUCGCCCACUGAGCCAUAUACCAUCGAGGCGACGCAGGGAGAGCUUGAGAAAGAAGCCGCAAAUACAGACGCUCACGACGAAGUGGAAGAUGUCUUCGCGACGUCUCACACACUCGAUCCCUCGCGGUUCGCGGAGCCACUGAGACACCUCACGCUGACGACGCUGGCGACAGGCAUGACGGUUCUUGACGAAGAGCUGCAGUGCGUUAACGAAGUGGUGCAUCGAGUGAACGCGAAGUUCCCGGCCGCUCAGGCGGCGGAGGCGGAAGAGCUCGUGGCGAAGGACUCUUUUCUCGCCGCGUGCUUCCGGCCCUUCCCGUCCCUCGCGUCGUACCAGGCGGCGCUGUCGGCGCUCUACGACGUCUUCGAUUUCCUAUUUGUCGAAAAGCUCUCCGCGUGUUCGGUGGCAGAGCUGCAGCUGCUGGCGCUGAACACGCGGCGCUUGAUCAAACUCCCGCGAUACCUCCCCUUCCCGUCGCGAGACGACGGCCGCAGCCCAGCCGCAGGGGAGCCUUCGGCGGGCUCUACUCCCGAGGACGAGGCGACCCGCGCGCAAGAGGACGGCGAGACGUUCGAGCGGCGAGGCGAAGCCGAGCCGAUGCGCACAGUCAGCGGAGAAGACCUCGAGCGAGCGCGAAAUGGCGGAGAGCGAGCAGACGCGAGGCUCCCCGUCAGCAGAGAGACCGAGAGACACGAGCCGCAAGUCCUGCAGGCGCGCAGGUGGGCAGACGCCACCCGAGAUCGACGAGAGUUCUUCUACGGGUCGAUUAUGCAGGCCCUGGUCCUCCGGCUAACAAAACUGAACGCCGCGCUGCAGUGCCACAGCAGCCCCUCCGCGUCCUCUGCCCGGGGGGAGGAGGCGGCGACGGAUGCGCACCAGCAGGUGAGGACUGCGCCCGCGGGAAGGACUAGGGAGGCGACGAGCCUGCAAGAAGAGCAAGCUGUCGCACUCUUUGAGCUCCUUCUUCACAUGCUCGCGGGAUCCCCUCUGCCAGUGCAGAGAGAGCUGCUUCUUCUUCUUCUCCAGAGGAGUGGCGUCGCCGCAGAGGUCGGAGCCUCGACCGCCGCGGACGCAGAAGAGUCUGACGGGCUCCGCUCUGUCGUCGGCAGCUCCCACCCCCAGUCGGCGUCUGAGGGCGACCCGCUGAGCGAAAACCACAAGCUGCUGCUGCACAUUGGCAAACCCUUUGAGCUCCUUCUUCGCGACAUUGCGUCGAUGUCGGAGAGCCAGCUCUUCCGCCUCGCCCUGGCGAUCGCGCGGCUCGAUCUGCUCGGGUGUCUCUUCGACGCACACCCAGAGGGAGGGAGACGCCGUGGGUCUGUGGCGGCGGCGGAUCUCGCUUGUUUUUCAUCCACUGCCCCGUUUCUCGCGCCUCGCGCGUUCUCGCUGCCUGCGGCGACACUGGCGGGCGCAGGCGACGCGAAGCACCUCGUGGAUCCAGACGCCGCGCAGCCUGAGAAGACGCAGCUUCUGGAGAGCGAUUCUUCGCGCAGGGGGGCGGACACAGGCUGCUCCAGCAGCCGCGCGCUGUCGGCUAACCUCCACCUGCUGCUGGCCCCAGAGACGACACACGGCGCCCCGUGCGAGGCGCCGGAGGCGGGGGAGCCACCGGAGCAUAGGCGGCUGCGCAAGCAGCAGGCGCGUCAAGAGCGCACCCGGAGAGACGAAAAGAGACGAGCGGCCAGACUCCUCCAGCGGGAACUCGAAGGCGCCCUCAGAGCGAAACUCGCCUUCGGGUGGGAGACACUCUCUUUCUCAGAGGCGACGGGACUUCUGUGGGCGUUGACUGUCAUGCCAGAGCCGAAGCUCGAUCUGCUCGUUCUACUGUUUGACCGGAUUGAGUCCUCGUUCAACGUGGUGCUGGAGGAGCAGCGAAUCAUCGAGCAGCCUACAGACCUUCCGAGUCACUUGCCUCCUCUCACUUCGGGGCCGAUCUACCGCUUCCUUGCGACUCACACUCCAGUCGAUUCUGCACGGCUGCGAAGUGCAUGCGCUGCCCUCCUGCGUGAGGGCGAUCCCGCAGUCGUAUCUUCCUUGCAAGCUCGAUUCCCACUCUGCUGGGUCGCACUCGAGGUUCUCGCGUCGACGCGCUUCCAUCAGGAAAGAAGCGUUUUCGCCGACAGCUCCGCUGCCUCGAACAUUGAGAGAACCCUCGAAGAAGAUGAACGCGCGGGCGAGUGGGACGACGCGCAUGGAGACAGCGCGAAGCAUCCUCGGGCUUCCGCCGUCGUGACGCCUCUCGCGCAGUCCGUCAUACGCAUGGCUCAGACCAAGCACGGCAUCUCCCUCUUGUGGGACACAGAUUUCCAGAUUCCAGGACUCCCGUUUAUCUUCGACUUGGCGCUUCCUAACGAGCGCAUCGUCUUCCUCCUGGGCUCGCACUGUGCCUCCCUUCCUCUCGAGGAGGGGAGCAGCAGUUACGACUCGCUGUCGUGCAUCAGCGGGCUCGAGCCCGACCUCGUGGUGGCUACGCCUACUCUGCCCCUUGUCGUCCAGAGCGGCGACGAAGCCACGCAAGAGGGAGGCGAACGCGCAGUGCAGUGGGAGCUCGCGGAGUGCGUCGUUGGACCGCCGCGGUCUGGCAUGAAUGAGAUUGGGGAACAGAAACAGAGGUUUAGAGACGCAGGCUCCUGCGGUGGACGAAGGCUCAUUCGAAGGCUCACCGAACAGGCGGGCUACAGGCUUAUCGAGAUUGACACGCCAGAUGCUACACAUGCGGAGACUCUCCUGGACCGCUUGCUCACCUCGUCAGCCGGCGAACGUGUGUCGCGGGCGCAUGUUGCGACUCCCCUCAAGGCUGGCGGAGUUCCACUACCGAGAUGA
Messenger RNA from Besnoitia besnoiti, 6252 nucleotides. RefSeq lists its product as uncharacterized. The coding region runs from base 1 to 6252 and encodes 2083 amino acids. NCBI's taxonomy places the organism in Eukaryota, Apicomplexa, Conoidasida, Eucoccidiorida, Sarcocystidae. The record is from RefSeq and is a predicted model, not a curated record. The transcript has 11 exons.